Molecule: messenger RNA, 1005 nt
Organism: Glycine soja
Lineage: Eukaryota; Viridiplantae; Streptophyta; Magnoliopsida; Fabales; Fabaceae
Product: auxin-responsive protein SAUR72-like
Exons: 1
Coding region: 199-714 (171 amino acids)
Biological process (GO): response to auxin
Source: RefSeq, a predicted model, not a curated record
UAAUAGAAUUGAACCUUUUAAUAUUGAGAAUCAUCAAAGCAUAAGCCUUCUAUAAAUUGGAGCUAGCCAUCCAAAGAGAAAACCAGGUUUUAAUCCCAUAACCAUUAAUUCCUCUAGCAACAACCCCUUAUGAUAUUGAUAUAUAGCCAACUGAAAUAACCCUAAACCCCCAUAAUAUAGAGGGUUCCACUUUCCACCAUGGAUUCUCCAAAGAAACCUAACAAGAUCAGAGAUAUUGUGAGGCUUCAACAGAUCCUUAAGAAAUGGAGAAGGGUAGCCAACUCUUCAAAAACAAGCAGAAGUAACAACAGUAACAACAACACCAGCAGCAGAAGCAUCAACUUUCUGAAAAGAACACUUUCCAUAUCUGAACGUGAAGGAGGAGGAUCAAGCAGCAACGUUGUUCCCAAGGGCUAUGUAGCUGUUUGUGUUGGAGUGGACCUUAACAGGUUCGUUAUACCAACCGAAUAUUUGGGCCACCAAGCCUUUCUCAUGUUACUCAGAGAGGCUGAGGAAGAAUUUGGGUUUGAACAAACUGGGGUUCUGAGAAUUCCUUGUGAAGUGUCAGUGUUCGAGAGUAUCUUGAAGAUAGUGGAGAGAAAGGACAAGUUUUUCACUCAGAAAUGCAGAUUAAGCCUUGAGAAGAUGAUGGGAUACUGUUCCUCAAACAACCUUGCUUAUUCUCACCAACCUCAAAGUCCAAUGUGCAGAUAGAUAGCUUAGGAUUUUGUGACCAUUUUAAUUAAUUAUACAUUUUUUUUUCUUUUUCUUUUGCUCUUUUGUGGAAGCCAAAUUAAUAAAUGUGAGAUAACCCAUUUAAGCAACGAAUACAACUUUCAUUGUCUAAAAUGUUGUAUUUUAGGGAUUAAUAUUUUGUCUCACGCAAUUUUGGAUCAGGGUGAUGAUAAGGCAACAGCUUCCCUAAAUGACAAAUCUGAAUACUACUUGCUAAUUUACUAUUCUCUAGAAUAGGAAGUUUUGGUAUUUUAUAUUUUAAUUCAUAAA